Messenger RNA from Psylliodes chrysocephalus, 6584 nucleotides. Lineage: Eukaryota; Metazoa; Arthropoda; Insecta; Coleoptera; Chrysomelidae. The record is from the annotation of a GenBank genome assembly.
GAGUUUGAAGUUUGAUGUAUAAAUUGGAGUCAGGUUAUGUUUAAAAAAAUGAAUAAAUAGAAUGAGUUGAAUAUUGAGAAUAUUGAAAAGUAUAAUACGUUCUCACAAAGUUUUUAUUCUACUUAUCAAGCAUGCGGAAUAGCGGUGAUAAAUCCUUUAAAAUAUUACCCAGCAAUAAUAUUUAUAUAGAUCAAAGUAAUAGGCCCUCUCCAGCUAAACCGAUUCAUAUACGAAGGAUUGAACAAGCUUUAGACCUGAAUAUGUUUUUACAAAAUGUUAAUAGCCAGUUACAACUAAGUAGUGACUCUGAUGAUUCUGAUGAAGACCUAGGAAGUCUCAGUGACACUAACUUGGAAAAUAUUUUAAGAGAUCCAGAACCUAAUUCGCCCAAAGAAUAUUACAAUUUUUCAAGUGUCUCGGCUCGAAGGAAAUGGUUAGCAGAUGUGUUACAGGAAAAUUCUGAUAGUACUCCUGAUGAUGUACAGUAUAAAUAUGUUAUGAGAAUGCACUCUUAUCAAAAAUUUUUAAGAAAAACAAAAGAAAACUGUGAUAAUUAUAAAUAUUAUGGGGCUGGGUUAAUAAGUGCUGAGGAUCAUUACCCAGAAAUAGAAAAAAAUCUUCCUGUACCUGUUAAGAAACACAAAAUAAAAACUGAAGAUAUUUCAAAGUCGCCACUAUACCAUCCUGAAAUAUUAGAUGAAAUAUCUUCUAAACAUUUUCCAAAGGAUGAGCCAGUGCUAGAUUUGAAUCUCCAGAAUGGCAUGGAAUUUCAUUCAAUGGAAGACAUUGAAGAAAAAUACACACCACCUGACUAUGGACUUGUUAUUGCUAACCAAUCAGUACCAGUAUCCCAAAUGAACCCGAAUUUACCAAAGAAAAAGGCCAAGAAGUUCAAAGAUGAGGAGUCCAGAAGGAAAUGGGAGGAUAUGAUGACAAUUAAAAGAAGAAAACUGUUUACCAGCAUUGUGAAGAAGGAAAUUGGAAAGCAGCAUAGAUCUAAAAUCAAUAAGCAUAAGGAAAUGUUGCUGCAGUGCAAAAGAGUUGCUUCCCAUUGCGUGAAGUAUGCCAGACAGAAGGCACUUCAGAGUGCGAGAAUCGUAAAGGAACAGCAAUGGCGAAUGAAGCGUCUGGCUAGAGAAAACAUAGCGUACUGGAAACGUUCCCGUCGUUUUGACCGGGAGGUGAAGAAGCGUUUAGAAAAGGAAGCAGAAGAACAGCGAAAAAUCGACCAUGAACUUGUCGAAGCCAAGCGGCAGCAAAGGAAACUUAAUUUCCUUAUUACUCAGACGGAAUUGUAUGCCCAUUUUAUGUCCAAGAAGCUGGGACAAGUAUCGCCUGAAGAACAGUUGAGAAUCUUAAGUCAGUUAGACGAAGAGAGCUCUACCAAACUGGCGUGCGACACCUACGAUAGCGACAACAUGAAAGAGGUCGCGAAGAAAAACGCCCUGGAUGCGUUCCAAAGUGAAAAGGCAAGAACCAUGCAUUUUGACCAGCAAGCAAAUUCCUGUCUUGGAGAUUUCGACAAUCUUGAAGGGGAACAACCUCAACCUGAUAUGUUUAGAGGCCAAUUAAAAGGAUACCAACUUAGAGGAAUGAAUUGGCUAGCCAAUUUAUACUCUCAGGGGAUUAGUGGCAUUUUAGCAGAUGAGAUGGGUCUUGGUAAAACUGUCCAGAGCAUAGCCUUUCUUUGCCACAUCGCUGAAAAAUACUCGGUCUGGGGUCCUUUUCUAAUAAUAUCUCCUGCCUCCACUCUCCACAACUGGCAACAAGAAAUAGCAAAAUUUGUGCCGGGCUUCAAGGUGGUUCCUUAUUGGGGAAACCCAAAUGAAAGAAAGAUUCUAAGGCAAUUUUGGGAUCAAAAAGACAUGUACACCAAAGACGCGAGUUUUCACAUAGUCGUUACCUCAUACCAGAUAGUAAUAACCGAUAUAAAGUAUUUCAAUAGGAUAAAAUGGCAAUAUAUGAUCUUAGAUGAAGCUCAGGCUAUUAAAAGUACGAGUUCUAUGAGAUGGAAGACGCUUUUGGGUUUUAGUUGCAGAAAUAGGUUGCUAUUGAGUGGUACUCCUAUACAAAACAGUAUGGCUGAACUUUGGGCGUUGCUGCAUUUCAUUAUGCCCACGUUGUUUGACUCUCACGAAGAAUUUAAUGAAUGGUUUUCCAAGGACAUCGAAAGCCAUGCUGAGAACAAGACAGGCAUUGAUGAAAAGCAUCUCUCACGAUUGCAUAUGAUCCUAAAACCGUUUAUGUUGAGAAGAAUCAAGAAAGAUGUAGAAAAUGAGCUGUCUGAUAAAAUCGAAGUAAUGGUAUAUUGUCCAUUGACCACCAGACAGAAUUUGCUAUACUUGGCGUUGAAACAAAAAAUCAAAAUAGAAGAUUUACUGCACUACACCGUUGGCGGAGGUGAUUCCCACACAGUCGAUAAGAAUUUCACAUCUAAUUUGAUGAAUUUGGUUAUGCAAUUCCGAAAAGUUUGCAACCACCCUGAACUUUUUGAAAGGAGAGAUGCGAAAUCCCCAAUAAGGGUCUCCCCAGUACAAUACAACAUACCAUAUCUCAUUUAUGACGAAAAUAUCAGGCAAAUAUUGAUGCAAAAAAUUAGCAGAUACUUCAUUUUCACACCGGACUAUACGUCUAAAUGCAUCAGAGAGGAUUACAGCAACUCCAUCUUCAAUUUCUGCUUUAGUGUGAACUUAUCUUUUAAGGAUAUUUAUCACAUAUUUCUAGGAGACGUGUUGCACAGAUGGAGGCAUUAUUAUGACACUGAGAAAACCGACGAGAUAAUUUAUCAUAGAAAGGUAUGGAACCCUAAGUCAACACGGGAGCCUACUUUGCGGCUGAGAAACUUCUUCAGACUGAAUAAAUGGCAAAUAAAAACCAGUUCAAUUCUUAGCGAGAUAAUUUUCACCGAACAAAAUAGGGGGAAUAGAGUUUUCUAUACUCAUGCUGAUCACUACUACCAUUCCAUGCCUGAAACCGUUGAACACAAAAAUAUCAGGUUAAAAAAGGAAUUUUUGCUGGAAGAUAAUACUGUUGUCGAUGUUGUUAAUGAAGACGGACCUAAACAAUUACAAAAUUCUCUGACUGAUUUUCCUUAUAUUAAAAGGCCAACGCAAGUGUUCAAAUGUACUAAGACUGAAUUACCCGGAUUUUUAUUUUAUAAUAUGCCUAGAGUAGCGACAGGCCCGAUAGAUUUAUACUGUUAUUCCCGUAGAGCAGCUUGGGAUCUGAAACGACACAUAGACGAUUAUAGUUUCAAUUCUCUAAAUUAUUAUUGGUCGAAAGUAACUGAUAAUGCAUUCAAUUACAAAUCAUCUCAGAGUUUACAUCCAGCACCAUUCAGUUGUGCUGAUAACGUUAAGCCCAUUAAUGGUUGGUCCAGCGUCGUUAUUCCAGAUAAGGAAAGUUUAGUCACGGAUUCUGGAAAAUUGUCAGUUUUGGAUGGACUGUUAAAGAGGUUGAAAGAAGAAGGACACAGGGUUUUGAUUUAUUCUCAAAUGACUAAGAUGAUCGAUCUUUUAGAAGAGUACAUGUGGCACAGGCAUCAUAAAUACAUGAGACUGGACGGUUCAUCCAAAAUCUCUGAACGAAGGGAUAUGGUUGCUGAUUUUCAAGCUAGAACAGAUAUUUUUGUGUUUCUACUUUCUACAAGGGCGGGUGGUCUUGGUAUCAACUUAACGGCAGCAGAUACGGUCAUUUUUUAUGACAGUGAUUGGAACCCCACUGUGGACCAACAGGCGAUGGACAGGGCCCACCGAUUGGGUCAGACCAAGCAGGUGACAGUCUACAGAUUAAUUUGUAAAGGUUCUAUUGAAGAGCGUAUCCUUCAAAGGGCUAGAGAAAAAAGCGAGAUUCAAAAGUUAGUCAUCAGCGGAGGAAACUUUAAACCAGAUACGCUCAAGCCCAAAGAAGUUGUAUCUUUGCUGCUAGAUGAUGACGAAUUAGUUCAAAAAUAUCAUUUGAAAAUCGAGAAUCCUUCGGAGGAAGCUAAAGAAUUAGAGAGAAAACGAAAGUUACAGUAUAAGACAAUACCAAGUAGUUUAGAAGUCAAAAGAUUUAAGCAAGAACCGGCGUUUAACAUAGAAGAUGGUGUCAAUACUACUACCAUUGAAAGUGCACCUAACAGCCCUCGAAGUGUCCAUUCUAAUGAUUUGGGAGACGAUGUUGCGGAUAUGUACAAUGACGAUGCUGACUCACCGAUUACGAACAAAUAUACGGUCUACAAUGUAUAUGGAUCGACAGUAAAGCCAAGGCUCACAGGCAGGGGCUCUUCGAGAAGAGGCAGGCCUAGGGGUUCUCGGAGUCGCACUUCAGGUCUUAGUAGAAACACCUCAAAUAAUGCGCCUUCGUCUUCCAGUGGCGUUUUUUCCAGUGAUCCGGUACCAACAGAUACGUCUUCAAUAUCAUCAUCGCAGUCAUCACCUUCAGGUACGUUCAUGGACGUUCCCAUAUCGAAUCCAGGAAGCAGUCCGAAUACGCAUACGACAACAAUUCGAAGAGGUCCUGGUAGGCCUCGCUUAAAACCCGGCGGCCCUCCUAACGCUGGUUCUAGAGGGACUUACAGACCCCGCAAGCCUGCCAAGCCGCUUCCGGUACCUUUGCCCUCGGACGGUACAAAUCUAAGCUCAAAUGUUAAUAGUAAUGCGCAGUAUUCCAGUUACUCUUUUUAUGAUUUUCCAGACGACUAGAGUUUAUUAUUAUCUUCAUACAUUUUUGUUGUCUUAACAUUCUCAGUGUGACGCAAGUAUGGUGCACUUAAUCAUUCGUUCUCUGAUUUAUUUUUCGUAACAAAAUCUUACCAUAUUUGGAUUUCAAUUGUAAAUUUAAAAUAAUUUAUUUUUCUUUAAUUUAGAUAAUAAUUUUAUAAGAUGGUAUAUGUAAUUAAUAUGCAAAAAUAAUGGAUCGGUUUAAAUAUGUUUAUAAUUAUUCUAACAGUCACUAAAAAAAGUAUAAAAUAGAAAAUAAACUUUGUAGAACGUUUGAGUUAUGUCAAGAAAUCGGCUGCUAUCCUUUAAUGACAUCUUUAAUAUGAUGGUCUUGGUUUAUUAUAGUUGUUUUUGUCUACAAGCAAAUUGGUGGUUUUUGUUAUCGAUUUUAGUGUUUAAGAGCAAUUUUUCUGAUAAUAGGGAUAUGGGCCGACAUACUGACGAAGGUGAGACCGAACCCUAUUUUUGCUUUGUCAUUGUUCUUGAUGGGCUGUGAAUCUGACACUUACUUUUUGAAUAUUAGAGCUAAUUUUUUUAACGAGGUAAUCUUUGUAUAUAUCUUCGGUACCAAUUAAGCGAUUUUUAUCUUUUUUCUUCUUUUUAAUUUAUGUGAUAGUUAAAGAUUAAAGAUUCCUAUUAACAGUAGUUCCAAUUUAUUUUUAUUACGAUGGUAAGUAGUCUUUAGACAUAAAUGGGCUGCGACGAAAGUAACUAAUAAAAAAAGCUAUUUAUUAGUUACCUUUACCGCGCAUUGUAUUAGGUAUUUUUUGCACAUUAUUUUUUAACGUAACACCAAAUCAUUAUAACUAUUAUUUAAUCGACUUCCUGAAUACACGGAAAAUUUUCCGUAUUUAAUUUCGAUACUUUAUUUUAUUGUAAGUAAUUUAAAGUUUGAAUAUAAGUUAGGGCUAUUUUUCACUUUAUUUAUUUUUACUUUAUACAAUGUUUUCGAAAUAAUAUUGAGAUUUAUUAUUUGUACAAUUGUGGAAAAACUGAUCUCUCAUUUUAUGUCAAAUCCUGGGAAAGUGCAACAUACUUUUGUCCACAGUGUUGUAUAUAUUAUAUUGACGUAAAAUUUACAAUUCUAGUCUUUCAUUUGUGCUAAUUUCUUGUUUAGAGCAACAUGAAUAUCUCAUUUAAUUUCGAUUUUGAAUCUUGAGUUUUUAGGUUCUUUAUUUUACAGAAAAGCACACAUGGUAUGUGGACUGUUCACAAUUAGAAUGUUUUUUUUUUAUUAAAUUGUGUUUCCUCAACGAAUUGGCUAAAUCUGAAAAGUUACCACAUAAACUGACCAGAAAUUUCCCACUGCAUAAUCUCGUCCUGUUCUUAAAUCUCCUACAUCAAAGAUUUGGAAAAUUACCUUUUCGAAAUUUUUAAUUUAGGUAAAUGUAAAUAUAUAGAAAAUAUAUUUGUAUAUAUAUAUUUGUUUGCAGGAGCUUUAAUUUUCAAUGGGAUGGAUCAAAAUGAAAUAGCAGAUAAAAUGGUAUGGGGCCAUGUGAAACGGAUAUCGCCUAUUCUCUGUUGAUUAAAAAAUUCAUUUUAUUUUAUAUUUCCUUGUCAACAUUUUUAUUAAUCAUGGUAAUCAUUGCAGUGGAAAAUUUUCCACUUCUGAGUGUAAACUCCAGAUUUAGCCAGUUGGUUGAUUUAAAAAUAAAAAUCGGAACUGAAUCGAAAUUGUCCAUUUAAUCAAUAUUUAUUAAAAUAUUUAUUAUAAUACGUUCGAUUGUCCAUUUUUUCUUUUUUUGUAGGGACAUUUAUAUCUGCCUAUAAACAGUGUAAAUAUUGUAAUUCUAAGUAUUGAUUUAAGUAUUAAGCCGUUAAAUAAAUAUUUUUGAGAUAGAAUAAAUUUAUUUAGUAGGUAGGUAGAAGAAUAUAUGCUCG